Messenger RNA from Mytilinidion resinicola, 3339 nucleotides. RefSeq names its product D-xylulose 5-phosphate/D-fructose 6-phosphate phosphoketolase. Gene Ontology annotation, molecular function: aldehyde-lyase activity. The record is from RefSeq and is a predicted model, not a curated record. The transcript is spliced from 4 exons. Lineage: Eukaryota; Fungi; Ascomycota; Dothideomycetes; Mytilinidiales; Mytilinidiaceae. Gene Ontology annotation, biological process: carbohydrate metabolic process. Bases 421 to 2886 code for a protein of 821 amino acids.
CGCUGAAGCUACCGCGUCGUGAUUCUGGCGGAGAAACGGCCUUCUAGCGGCAACCGCCGUAUUAGUUCAGCUAAUCGCGGCCGUUCGACAGCCCACCAUCAGUGACCGAAACGCCACCCGGCCGCGAUGCGCAAUAAAAUGUUAGCCGUUCGACGCUGCAGAGCCGCAAGCGUUCUGUACGCUGUUCAUCGGCCUGAGUAGCCUGCAGAAACAACGCUGCCGCUUUAAUCCGAUAUGCCGUUCUCGUUUAGGAUGGCCGUACAGGCUUCCUGCCUCCGUUGAGUAUGCAUUGCGUCAUAGCUUGUUGGUUGUCAAGAACCUAAACGUCCAAUUACUUUGAAAGAUUUCUCUCCUCUACCAAACCUCAUUUCGCUCGAUUCCUAUCCAUUCAUCCUGAGAAUCCGGUUUCAAAAUUUCACGAUGCCUGGUGAAGUGAUAGACCGCCCCAACCCAGAGCCCUCGCCGUCAAAUCUCCCCGACGAUGUCUUGUCUCUUGCAGUCAAAAUUGAGAAAAAGCCGUUGCCGGAGGAUGCAGUCACUUCUUUGAAAGAAUUCAGACGGGCGGCUUGCUACAUUGCGGCUGCUAUGAUAUUUCUGAAGGACAAUUCACUCUUAGAGCGCGACUUGACUUUCGAGGAUGUCAAGCCUCGACUACUUGGCCAUUGGGGUACUUGCCCCGGCCUCAUCCUCGUAUAUUCGCAUCUCAACUACCUUGUACGCAAGCACGAGAUGGACAUGAUCUACGUCGUGGGACCUGGCCAUGGUGCACCUGCGAUAUUGGCAUCUCUCUGGCUGGAGGGUUCAAUGGCCCGAUUCUACCCUGAAUUCAGUCGAGAUCGAAAGGGACUUCACAAACUGAUCACGAAGUUCUCCGUUACUGGCGGUCCGCCUAGCCACAUCAACGCCGAGACUCCAGGCUCUAUCCACGAAGGUGGAGAGCUGGGCUAUGCCUUAGGUGUCUCCUUCGGUGCUGUUAUGGACAAGCCAGACCUGGUUGUAACAUGCAUUGUUGGUGACGGGGAGGCGGAAACUGGCCCAACGGCAACCGCGUGGCACAGCUAUAAGUAUAUCGACCCCAAGGAGUCCGGUGCAGUGAUUCCCAUCGUCCAUGUAAAUGGGUUCAAGAUUAGCGAGCGGACUAUCUACGGUUGUAUGGACAACAAGGAGCUCGCCGCUCUGUUUUCUGGAUAUGGAUAUAAACCUCGUUUCGUCGAAGAUAUCCAAGAUAUCGACACCGAUCUAGGAAACUCGUUAGAAUGGGCCCUUGGUGAGAUCAGACGGAUUCAGAAGGCUGCGCGCGAGGACAAGCCCAUCAUGAAACCACGAUGGCCGGUGAUCAUCAUGCGAACUCCAAAGGGAUGGAGCGGUCCGAAGAAGGUGGACGGGGAGUUCCUUGAGGGCUCUUUCCAUUCUCACCAGGUUCCACUGAUGAAAGCUAAGACUGAUCCUCAGCAUCUUGAAGAUCUGCAGGGCUGGUUGAAGAGCUAUAAUCCCGAGGAGCUAUUCAACAAAGACGGGUCUCCCGUAAAGCGAAUUCUGGAUAUCAUCCCAGAGAACGAUGACAAGAAACUGGGCCAGCUCAAAGAAACCUACGACCCAUAUAUCGACCUCAAGGUGCCGGACUGGACUGGACUAGCUGUCGAAAAAGGAGGUGAGGAGAGCUGCAUGCAGCUGUGUGGUAAACUCAUGGGCAAGGCAUUCCAGGACAAUCCGCGGACCUUGCGGAUAUUUUCUCCCGAUGAGCUCGAGAGCAACAAGCUUGGAGCCGUCUUUGACCAUACUAACCGAAACUUUCAAUGGGAUGAGUUCUCCAAUGGGCGCGGCGGUCGCGUUAUUGAGAUUCUAUCGGAGCACUGCUGUCAAGCCUUCAUGCAAGGCUACACCCUUACUGGACGCACAGCGCUAUUCCCAUCUUACGAAAGCUUUCUGGGGAUCAUUCACACCAUGAUGGUCCAGUAUGCUAAAUUUGGGAAGAUGGCACAAGAGACGUCAUGGCGGCGCCCGAUUGGUAGUCUCAAUUAUCUGGAGACAUCAACUUGGACGCGACAAGAACACAACGGCUUCUCACACCAGAAUCCUUCCUUCAUCGGCGCGAUAUUGAAUCUGAAGCCUACGGCUGCGCGUGUGUAUCUUCCACCCGACGCCAAUUGCUUCCUCUCAACACUUUCGCACUGUCUGAGGUCGAAGAUGUACAUCAACCUCAUGGUUGGCUCCAAACAGCCGUCGCCCGUUUUCUUGUCUCCCAAAGAGGCAGAAGAUCAUUGCCGAGCUGGCGCUUCGAUCUGGGAAUUUGCUAGCGUCGACAAAGGAUUGAAUCCUGAUGUCGUUCUCGUAGGCAUUGGAGCCGAAUUGACAUACGAAGUCAUCAAGGCAGUGGAACUUCUUCGUGAGCUGGCACCAGCACUUCGAAUCCGAGUCGUGAACGUGACGGACCUGAUGGUCUUGGGCACCGAAGGCACGCAUCCGCAUGCCCUCAAUGACCAAGAUUUCGACGCUCUCUUCACUGCUGAUAAGCCAGUGCAUUUCAACUACCACGGCUACGCAUCUGAGUUGAAGGGCCUGCUGUUCGAGCGUCCGCAAAUCCAGCGCAUCACGGUCGAGUCGUACCGUGAGGAAGGAUCUACGACUACGCCAUUCGACAUGAUGCUCUUGAACCACGUCAGCCGUUAUCACGUCAUGGAGUAUGCUCUGCGAGGCGGCGCGAAGUCCAACGAAAAGGUGAGCACGAGUCUGGUGAGUGUGCUUGCGGACAUCAAGCAUAGAGCCCAGAAGACGAGGGACUACAUCUUGGCGGAAGGGGAAGAUCCUGCGGACACGUACAAGAUGCCGCGGCUGGAGGGCAUGAAAAUAGGUGGCGGCGGGGGCGGCGUCAUGUAUGAGGGUUGACGAUCUGCGUACACCCUGUUGACGCUGUCUGGGGUAACCUGAUGAGUUUACUAGUUGUCCAAAUUGCCGAGUUUCUCUCUCAUUUGGAAUGCUGAAAAUACUAUGAAGCUCCUCAUGCAGCGGUAAACGAGUGUACGGAUUUCUAUAACGAGGCAUUGAAUCCUAUUAUGUAGAGCGUUUUCACUUACAGAGAGAGGAGUCGUUAGCAAGCUACUCAGAAGUCAUUCCAGAAUGCCGAAAAAGAAUUUAAGGUUCUCUGGUGUGCUUGGCAACGGCUACGUACAUGUCCCACAGGCUAGACUGUCGUUCGAGUGUUGAGAUGUGGCGUUUUGGAAGCAUAGAAAUCACGUCUAGACCCUCCCGGAGUAAUUACUACACAGCUAACGUGAAAGAAAACGGCGCAGCCCUGCGUCGGAACAAUUAUCCGAUAAAGCGAAUGACAUACGAGGGACC